GACAUGCUGGCAGCCUACCGCGUCCUGAAUUAUGUGGCAAGCAUGUCAUAUAUCGUUGUCCUGGGCAUGAUCUUUACGAUUCUGUCGAACUUUGCGAAAGCCGACAAGGUAUGGGUGGCGCGAUACUUCGAGCAGGUAGGUUGGGUUGUCGACGGUAUGGACAAGGUGAUGUAUGCCGGAUGUGCUUUCUGGCUCGCUGGUUUUACGGUUCAGAUGUCUUUGAAUCUGAGCCCUGGUGAGUUUUGGAUUUGCGUCGCAUUCGAAGCCGCGGCUUUUGUCAUCACCGUUUCGGUCAAGAUAUGGAUGCGGUGGACGCGCAUGUCCAUGAAUAAGAUUGCGAAG
Molecule: messenger RNA, 342 nt
Organism: Prorocentrum cordatum
Lineage: Eukaryota; Dinophyceae; Prorocentrales; Prorocentraceae
Source: the annotation of a GenBank genome assembly